AUGGCGGAGAAGCAUUCGUCUGAGAAAGUUGAGUAUGCCUCCCAUGAUGAGGCAAGGCAAACAUCGCCUACAGGGCUCAUGCCCAUCGAGAUUCUAAGAGAGAACAGCACUGCGAGGCUGGUCAAUCCUCUAGCGGGAAUCGCGAAAGAUGAUCUGAUGCUGCAAGUGGAACGCUUCGCCACCGACAAGGGUCUUCUUGACAUCCUUCCUCUCCUACAAAAAGGUGCAUACGUUGCCCAAGCAGCGAUUCCGCUGGCAGAAAUUGAAGAGCUCGAUCCGGAUGAGCUUGAGGGACUACAGCAUGAGAUCAAGCACAGGUGGACCCACCCGUUCGCCCUCUAUGCCACUGUGUUCGUGUGCUCGAUUGGCGCAGCCGUACAGGGUUGGGAUCAAACGGGCUCGAAUGGUGCCAACUUGACAUUCCCUGUCGAGUUUGGCAUCGGAUCUGGCUCCAGCAGAGACAAUUGGCUGAUCGGUCUAGUCAACGCUGCUCCCUAUAUCUCUUCUGCUUUCCUGGGAUGCUGGCUUUCUGACCCGUUCAACUCGCUCCUUGGUCGGCGUAGGGCAACUUUCGUAGCCGCCAUAUUUUGCAUCCUGACACCAAUCGGCGGUGCACUCUCACAAAGUUGGCAUCAACUUCUCGUGACAAGGCUCCUCAUGGGUUUUGGUAUGGGCCUAAAAGCUGCGACCAUCCCAAUGUACGCUGCAGAGAACUCUCCGGCUAUUAUUCGAGGCGCCCUAGUUAUGGGCUGGCAGAUGUGGACGGCUUUCGGUAUAUUCCUCGGGUUUGCUGCCAAUCUGGCCGUCUACAAGGUUGGCAAGAUUGCGUGGAGGCUUCAGAUUGGGUCUGCUUUCAUCCCAGCUGUCCCUCUCGCCCUCUUUAUUUAUUUCUGUCCAGAGUCUCCACGCUGGCUGAUGAAAAAGAAUCGCUAUCGAAAAGCAUUUGAGUCACUCUGCCGUUUGCGGAAACACAGAAUACAAGCAGCACGCGAUCUUUAUUACGUCCAUGCUCAGCUACUGAUCGAACGCGAGAUGGCGGCUGCGUCGACAUAUAUUGUUAGACUACGCGAGCUUGUUACGGUCCCCCGUAACCGACGAAGCUUCAUAGCAGCCUUGGUCGUCUUCAUGGGCCAGCAAUUCUGCGGGAUGAACAUCAUUGCAUUUUACUCGUCGACGGUCUUUGUCGAAGCUGGCGCGUCUGAGCAUACUGCACUGCUUACUUCGCUAGGCUAUGGGAUUGUCAACUUCGUCUUUGCUAUCCCGGCAAUCUUUCUCAUAGAUAGAUGUGGCCGAAGAUCUCUGCUUCUCUCAACCUUCCCACACAUGGCCUGGACAAUGCUUGCCGCGGGAUUUUGCUUCUACAUUCCCGAAUCCAGCAAGGCACAUGUUGGCAUGAUUGCCCUCUUUGUUUACGCUUUUACCGCUCUCUAUUCGGUUGGUCAAGGGCCGGUUGCUUUUGUAUACUCCGCGGAAGCCUUUCCAUUGUCGCACAGAGAGAUCGGGAACAGUUGGGCCGUUUCCGCGACCUUUGCCUUAUCCUCAGCUCUUUCGUUGACUUUUCCCUUAAUGCUGAGCAAAUUCACCCCCCCCCCGGGUGCAUUUGGCUUUUAUGCCGGAAUGAACUCAUUCGUCUUGAUCUUAAUUUUCCUCUUCGUCCCUGAUACCAGUGGUUACACUCUGGAAGAGCUCGACUACGUUUUUGCGGUCCCGACAAGACAAUUCGUCAACUACCAAGUCAAAAAGGUCCUGCCAUGGGCGUUGAGGCGGUACCUCUUCUUCAGACGUGGAGAAGACUUGGAGCCUCUCUGCCGUUUUGAGCGCAGCGACCAACAAGGCUCGCAAGGUCAGAUGGAAAGAAGAGUUGAGACGGACUCCAAAAUAAGCGGCGCAGCCUAG
This is a messenger RNA of Exophiala spinifera, 1896 nucleotides long. RefSeq lists its product as uncharacterized. Lineage: Eukaryota; Fungi; Ascomycota; Eurotiomycetes; Chaetothyriales; Herpotrichiellaceae. The record is from RefSeq and is a predicted model, not a curated record. Bases 1 to 1896 code for a protein of 631 amino acids. Gene Ontology annotation, molecular function: myo-inositol:proton symporter activity. Gene Ontology annotation, biological process: transmembrane transport. Gene Ontology annotation, cellular component: membrane. The transcript is spliced from 11 exons.